AUGACCAUCACAUACUCUGCCCUUUCAUUAGAUACAUCAGAAAAAUCACGAGGACAGAUAGACGGUGAAAUCGAAGCCAUUCGAAAAUUGGUUAAUGAGCACCUGAGUGAGCCAUACUCAGUGUAUGUGUACCGGUUCUUCCUCAACAACUGGCCGGAACUAUGUCUUCUGGCCAAGAGUGAGGGAAAUAUUAUUGGAUGUAUCAUAUCUAAAGUUGAAACUCAUCGGAAUACCCGUCUAAGAGGAUAUAUAGGAAUGUUAACGGUGACUGAACAAUACCGAGGUCAAGGUAUAGCGAAGAAAUUGAUUGACAAGAGUUUGGACAUUAUGGUGGAUAAGAAGUGCGAUGAGAUCAUAUUGGAGACUGAAGUAGUGAAUAAGAAGGCUUUAAGGUUGUAUGAGAACUUUGGGUUUGUUCGAGUGAAGAGGUUAUAUAGGUAUUAUCUCAAUAAGCAUGAUGCUUAUAGGCUGAUAUUGCCGAUAACGGACAAGGCAUGUCUGAGGAGUACGUUUUUAGAGAAGUUACCCGAGGAGAAGUGUAUAGAGGCGAGGUAUUAA
Messenger RNA from Brettanomyces nanus, 558 nucleotides. RefSeq lists its product as uncharacterized. The transcript has a single exon. Gene Ontology annotation, biological process: N-terminal peptidyl-methionine acetylation. The record is from RefSeq and is a predicted model, not a curated record. Bases 1 to 558 code for a protein of 185 amino acids. Gene Ontology annotation, molecular function: protein-N-terminal amino-acid acetyltransferase activity. Gene Ontology annotation, cellular component: NatC complex. NCBI's taxonomy places the organism in Eukaryota, Fungi, Ascomycota, Pichiomycetes, Pichiales, Pichiaceae.